AUUUCAUUCGUCAUUCAAUCAAAUCAAUGUCGCCGAUAUCGUAGUCCCGGUAUGUGGAAAAGUUGAAAAUUGAAAUAGGUUUUGUGUGGAUAUAACAAUUAGUAAAUAUAAUCAUUCGAAAAGAAACAUAUACUACCUUUCAACUUAUCAAGUUCUAAGUAAAAUUGCCAAGACGCUAAUCUAGUAUUACAUUAAGAAACGACAUGUUCAUCUUACAAUUUUCGCAGCAGUGAUUGGCGCCACACGACAAAACGUAUUUAUACGAACGUAUAAAAUUCAAGAGAAUUGAAAAUGUCUGUUAAACGACAAGCGACUACUGAAUUAAAUCAUGACAAUUGGGAUCAGGAUGAUCCUGCAGACCAUGAAGAAAUGGGAACGUUUAAAGUAGCUACUAAGGAUCAGCUUGAAAAACGUGUUAUCAGAACUGCAAAAAGACGAAGUACCCAACUCGGUGGAGACGAGCCCAAGAAAAGUGUCUUCAGUGGAUUCAGCGGCUUCAACAAAGCACAACCAUCAUCAUUUGAAUUUUUGUCCAAAUUGACCAGUAAUGGCCAGAAUGGCAAUAAUGACAGCAGCAGUGCAGCCAGUAAAGCAGAUUCUUCAGUGACAUCCAGUUUAUUUUCAAGUAAACCUCUUGCCAGUCCAAGCAGUGGUAUAUUUGGCAAUCAAUCAAACGCUACUCCUAGCAAAUCUCCGUUUGGAUCACCUGCAACACAGACAGGCUCAAGUUCUUUAUUUGGAAUACCUUCUCAAAAUACCAGUUCAUCUACAUUUAUUACAUCUAAAGCAGAUUCAACUGUCAAAGAUUCCCCAUUUAAAAUUCAAACUGUUACUAGUUCCACAGAUAAUUCUGACGCCACAACACCAACUUUAACCAAAACAUCAAAUUUAUCUGUUACUACCAUGAAAUUUGACAUUCCAUCUAGCAGUGCUAAUGUAACAAAAUCGUUAUUCUCUAACACACCCAAUUCUUCUUCACCCUUUAAAAUUCAAACAACAUCAAAUGCUACUUCUGCUACUACUACAACAAAGAACACUUUUGGCAUAUCAUCAAAACCAGAUUUAAAUUCAAUUCAAUCAGAAAAAAAAGCAGAUGAUACUAAGAAUGAUAAGAAAAUGAAAUAUUAUUCAAAAUUAAAAGGCUUAAAUGAAUCUGUAUCUGAAUGGAUAAACAAGCAUGUGGUACAAACUCCACUCUGCAUACUUACACCUAUAUUUAAGGAUUAUGAAAAGUAUUUAAAAGAAAUUGAAGAUGAAUACAAAGGUUCGGAUGAAGAAGUGAAUAAAAAUUCAAUUGCUGAAAAUAAAUCACUCUUUGGUAGUGAUGUUAAAAAACCGUCAAUUUUUGGUUUGCCCCCCAAAUCGGAUGCAGUUCCUGUUUUAACAACUCAAAGCAAUUCAUCACCAGAAAAACAGAGCUCAUUCUCCUUUGGUAUUGGAUCAAAUACUAAUACUUCAAGUACAAUCACAACCAGCUCUGCAGGAUUUUCUUUUGGAGCUAUUACAUCAAGCACAGCUAGUGCUGCUCCCUCUCCCUUCUCAUUUGCCACAUCUACAAGCACAACUGCAGCCAAUGGAACUGCUGCACCAUUUUCAUUUGGAAUUGGAAAGCCUUUUAGUUUUAAUUCUAAUAUUAAACAAAGCACGGAGACUACUGUAGAAGCCAAUGAAGAAGAUGACACACCACCUAAAGUUGAAUUUACACCUGUUGUAGAAGAGAAUUCGGUUUAUGAUAAACGUUGUAAAAUUUUUGUUAAAAAAGAUGGUAACUUUGUUGACAAAGGUGUUGGCACUCUGUACAUCAAGAAAAUUGAGGAAAGCGGGAAACACCAGCUUCUUGUCAGAGCUAAUACUAACCUGGGAACCAUUUUAAUUAAUUUGAUAUUGGUGUCUGCUAUUCCUACACAACGUAUGGGCAAAAAUAAUGUCAUGUUGGUAUGCAUACCCACUCCAGAAUCUAAGCCUCCUCCAACACCAAUCUUAAUCCGAGUGAAGACUUCAGAAGAAGCUGAUGAACUACUACAAACUUUAGACAAAUAUAAAAAAUGAUUUUGUAUUAUACUGAUCUAAAUCUACUGAAAAUACUUUUUCUGUAUGUUCUACCUAUGGUUAAUUAUUAUAUUGUUUAAAUGAGUAGCAAGUCUAGAAUAGCAAAUUUUAUUCAGAUUAUGUUUUCCUUUUUUAAUUUAUAAAUAUUUUUCUACAUGCUAUUUUUAACACUGAAUCCAUAUUAUAUUUAAUCCAAGGUUGUAUUGAUAUUGAU
Messenger RNA from Spodoptera litura, 2263 nucleotides. RefSeq names its product nuclear pore complex protein Nup50 (gene Nup50). NCBI's taxonomy places the organism in Eukaryota, Metazoa, Arthropoda, Insecta, Lepidoptera, Noctuidae. Gene Ontology annotation, biological process: protein import into nucleus. The record is from RefSeq and is a predicted model, not a curated record. Gene Ontology annotation, cellular component: nuclear pore.